AUACUAUAAUAUCAUGGAUAAAUUUGUAAGAAAGAUAUACCACGAAAUGAGUUUCUGAUUUGAAACAUAACGUCAAGAAACUGUUAUGGAGUGUUUUCCACGACUGGAAUCAAACGCGUUCAACCAUUUAAUCUCAAAACUGAACUAAAGAGAAUGAAAAAAAAUGAUUAACGUCUAAAAUAGUUUGAUUGAGAGCAUCUAUCAACACAAUAAUUAAUGUAAGAAAAGUCAGACCAUCAAAUCAGAUAGACAUAAUGUUAGCAUCCCAAAUUGUGAUAUAUAGAAAGAUUCGAAAUAAUUGAUUUGGUGGCUAUCUAUGUCACCAAAUAUAAAUUAUUUUUUACGUCACAUAUCCGUUUAAAACUCAAGAGUUACACGUGCUUGGACUAUAGUGGUGAAAGGAUGGAUAUCAAGAAGUGAUUCGUGAUACCGUGCGAGUGAAGCCAAAGGAAAAAGUCGGGUGGUGAUUACAUGGUCAGUAAACAAUGAUUUAGAGUCUUGGAAAAUAAACGGACCGACCGUUGGAACAGGAUGAGACCCACGGACCGAAAAAACGGGCAUGGAUGACCCAUUAGCCUUGGGCGGUCGGAGCUUACACAUAACCUUUUCAAUUCCCUUCCUUCAGUCAACGGCAACGCAAAGAACUUAUCAAAGGUUGUCCAACAGAACAACCAAUGGGCCGUAAAAUGUCAGAUGCUCAAUUUUAGAGGCCCAUUAAAGGUGUAGAAGUGUGUUACCUCUUCUUCCUUUUGAGAAAAUAUGGGUUUGGUCAACAAACCCUUUAACCAAUGGUGGCUUAGUGCUUACUGACCAAACCCACAAGUCAAUAGAUCAGUCUUUCUCAGUGAUGGUAGGCUUGUUUCUUCAUUUUCUGCUAACUACUCCGCUUUUCCUCCAAAUGUAGUUAGCUCAGAUAACACAUUGAGAUUAAUCAAAGAAUAAACCAAAUAAAUGGAGUCAUACAAAUUGACCAUUUGCCUCCUUAUAUCCAUCCUCUUCACACACAUACAUAUGCUUAUUUCAUUUCUUAAAGCAAAGUAACAUUUUGAGACUUCCAAGAAAUGGGUAGCUUGUUCGUCUUACUUUCCUUCUUAUUCUUCUUCUUCAAUGGAGAACUUGCAGCUGCAAGCAAGUUUUGGAGCAGACUAGAGAUGGCUGAGAUGAAUGGCUACGGGGAACACAAACUCUCCUCUGUGGUCAUCACCGGUUCUCUUCUUUGCAACACCCCUGUUUCAGGUGCCACUGUUGCCAUUAAAUGUCACACCGGUUUCAAAAAGAGAUCAAACUGGAUAAAAGCUGUUACUGAUGACUUUGGAGAAUUUGUUAUCCAUCUUCCUUCUCAUCUUCACGCAAUUCCUCACUUAGAAAAGGCAUGUUUUGUGAAACCAAUACAUGUGCCUAAACACUACCAUAGAUGCUACAAGGCUUUGUCCAAAUCCAAUCUGCACAAAGGCAUCAAACUUGUCUCGUCCAAAGAUGGUUUCCGUGUCUACACCUCAGGAACGAUCAUGUUACAUGGAUACAGUUCAAGAUCAUCCCAAGCUCGUAAAGCCGACAUGUAAAACAUUAGAUAACUUGUGAAACAAGCAUGUCUUACAUUUUCAUUGUCCUCACUUGUUUAGCUGGCGCUUAAGUCACAAAACUAAGUUUGAGUCUCUCUACAUUGUAAUCAUAUUCACACAAACAUAAACAUAAA
Messenger RNA from Brassica napus (rape), 1696 nucleotides. RefSeq lists its product as uncharacterized. The coding region runs from base 1062 to 1562 and encodes 166 amino acids. NCBI's taxonomy places the organism in Eukaryota, Viridiplantae, Streptophyta, Magnoliopsida, Brassicales, Brassicaceae. The record is from RefSeq and is a predicted model, not a curated record. The transcript has 2 exons.